Molecule: messenger RNA, 2667 nt
Organism: Phialemonium atrogriseum
Lineage: Eukaryota; Fungi; Ascomycota; Sordariomycetes; Cephalothecales; Cephalothecaceae
Exons: 3
Coding region: 1-2667 (888 amino acids)
Source: RefSeq, a predicted model, not a curated record
AUGUUACUAGACAUUCCUAGGUUCCGUCUCCCAUUCGGAGACGGCGGAACACUGGACAACAAGACUCUAGCCAAGCUACUGGGCGGACAGUCUUGGGCGAUGCACUGGUUUGUUUCCUCCAUUCGGAGAGAAAUUGGCCUUGAUAUCGCCGGAGAGCGGGAUGCACGACGUUUGAUCCGGUCGAAAGUCCUCGCGAGGCUCAGAGCCGUUCCCGGAGAGGAUGGACUUGGCCUCCUGAAGACCUACGACACCACUUUCAGCGUCAACUGUGAUCUUGUGUCCUUCUUUGAGAGAAAACAAUAUGAUGGUCCGCCAGAGGAUAUGCUUUCAAGGGUUAUCACGCUGUCAGGCAACGGGAAUGCCGUGCAGGCGAUGACCACUCUGGAGUAUAUUCAACAGGUGUGGCCCAGGCACGGCCCGCAAUUGAUAUCAAGCCUCGAGCAGAUGUUGUCGUCCAACCAGGCCAAAGGGAAGACAAGUGAUGCGUCGCUUGGGUCGAACUCGAUAUCCGCCUCUAUGGACGGUCACUCGUUGAGUGUAAGGGUAAUCGGCACGGCAUAUUUCGUCGCCGAGGUAGGAGAGGCGCUCGGAUGGCUCUCAGCGUCCCUUCAAAUGUCAGACGGGGACAUAGGACCGAGGGACAUCGCCAAAGCAGAGGUCUACUUACGGCCGGGUGACCCUCUGGAGCAAAUUACCAUGUUCCGGAUCGACAUCCAUAUCACAGAGCUAGGCCAGGAUGACGCGAACCUCCCGACAACGAGCAACUGCUGGCGCGAUCUUUUCCGAAAUCCAGUCGUAAUCUCGGGCUAUCCAAUACGCCGAAGAAAACAGCCCGGGACUGGCCUCGAGACCUCGUUUGACAUCAUGGCCUCGCUGGUCAGGGCACGCGGACUUGUCAACUUCCGAGACAGAACAUUCCUGAAGGGAUUCUCUUCCAUGCUCGUGGCGUCAAAGGCGGAAGGAGGUAUUGUGUUUUGGCAUUUGUUCUUCAACGAGGACAAGAGCCAUGUCACUUACACAGACAAGCGAUUGGAGAAGCUCCUCAUGGAUCCUCCGGCCGGACUCGAUCUUGACGGGCUGGAAAGUAUGCGACACGUAGUUGGCUGGUGCACCAAUGUCAAAAACUAUGUUGGAGCCCCCGACGCGGAGUACAGCAUAAGGUGGUCUGGGCUGCCGAAACCGAAUCAGAAGUGCGCUUUCGACAAGGUCUCAAUCUCGGCCGGCAAAUUUAUCAGCGCGGGCAUCUCGUGCUCAAUUGGCUUGAAGGACAGGCCAAUCCAUGUCAAUCUGGACGACUACAUUGGGAUGCUCUUAACCAUCUCCACCCGAUACUUCGUCUUGUACGACGUGGGAGACAGGAGAGCAUGGCUCGUCGAUGGUGCAAGCACCUUGCUGCACCUGCUCCGGGCCUCCAUCAAGCACUACCAGGACGAUCCCCGGCUCAGGCUCAUAUUCUGCUUCGACUCGGACGACUUCGUCGAGGCAGACGAGCCAUAUACCGGCGGCGAUGCAGCGUUCAAGGCGCUGUCCAACGUGCAUAAUCAGGACCUCCCUCUCUACCAGAAGUCGCACGAGAUAUGGGACGAAGAGACCAGAAGAACUCGAGAGCGAAUUGAGCAUGUCUCGAAGAGAAAGUCGACCUACCUUCGCGUCCGGGACCGGGUCGCGCAGAUCUGUACCGUGCUGGAACAGAUCAUUGCCCACCAGGACGAUGACAUGAACGGAGUGGGCUUCCGUCUCAAGUACACGCCAAGGCUGCAGCUGGAGGGGUUCGACUUUAUGGGCGUCGCCACCAACCAAGGCACCUUGUGGCCCAAGGUUGCGACGUUGCAUGCGACGGGGGCAGGCUGGGUGGACUUUACGAGAGCCCUCCACGCCGUCACCUUGUUUGGAAAUGGGUUUGGCCAUCUCUUCCAGCCGACAGAGGCUCAAGAGUCCUGUCACUCUUGUGGCUGGAACACCAACUUACCCGUGGGCGAGGACUUCCUAGCCGUCUGUGCGACGGAGCUGGAGGAGAUCAUUAAGAUGUCUGGCGAGAAGACGUGCGUGCCAUGGCGGUUGGUCGACGACAUCCACUGGCAUGUUCCCGACAAGCUCCACGAACCCUGCAGAUGUGGCGCUCGGCGAAGUCACGAUCGGGUUCAGGUGCUGAUCCCGACAUCAUUUCCCAGGCUAUGGGGUAGAGGUUUCGCUAGUCCUUCGGCACUGGCCCCAGGUAGCGCCGUGGUCUUCGGCCACAGUUGGAUAUUGCCACUGCGCUGGAAGGCCAGGAUCAACCGUGAAGAGCCGGACAAUGUGGUGCCGGACGAAGAGCACUCGCUCCUGGAGCAGCGGAGAGUUGUGGAGCCUUCAACGACAGGACGACAACCUGCUCGCACCGUAGAUCAAACGCAGCUCCCUGUGGGAACUCUCUACACACAGGAGAACCAGCCGUUUGCUACUCAAUCUACUCCGUGGCGAGCUAUUGAAAGCCUAGAAAACCCAGACACGGACAUGGAAGAUUUGCAGGUUGCCGAUUUGAGAACCUUGGACGGGUUGGAUGCUGAGCGGGAGAAUGACCGAUCUGCGCUGUCGUCGAGCGACGACAUCUUCCAUGAGAAGAUUCGACGUAAGAGAGGACAUGGUCAACUGAGGAUGAAUUCCAUGGACACGGCCUCGGGCCAGUAA